Stereum hirsutum FP-91666 SS1 is the source of this 827-nucleotide messenger RNA. Its product is annotated as S-adenosyl-L-methionine-dependent methyltransferase. The transcript has 5 exons. Gene Ontology annotation, cellular component: cytoplasm. The record is from RefSeq and is a predicted model, not a curated record. Gene Ontology annotation, biological process: peptidyl-lysine dimethylation; peptidyl-lysine monomethylation. The coding region runs from base 44 to 736 and encodes 230 amino acids. NCBI's taxonomy places the organism in Eukaryota, Fungi, Basidiomycota, Agaricomycetes, Russulales, Stereaceae. Gene Ontology annotation, molecular function: protein-lysine N-methyltransferase activity.
CUCCGUCUGACCCAUCUCGAAUCACGUAAACAUAUCUGAGAAAAUGAGCUCUGAGGAUCCGCAACCCUCAAAGCUGGGUACAAAGGAGCACUGGGACUCUGUGUAUGAGCGAGAGAUCGCAAACUUCGAAGAGACUGGGGACGAAGGCGAAAUAUGGUUUGGUGAAGACAGUGUCGAGAAAAUGACAGAUUGGGUCAUUGAGAAUAUCUCCCCAACGAAUUCUCCGACAAUUCUCGAGAUCGGUUCUGGAAAUGGCACCCUUUUGUUCUCCCUGGUCGAGGCAGGAUAUGAAGCAUCGCGCCUCGCAGGGGCCGAUUACAGCCCGGAUGCAGUCAAGCUCUCUCGGAUGAUCGCAGCAAGUCGUGAGGGUUGCGAAGCGAUUUCGUUUUCGACAUGCGACUUCUUGGCGGAGGUUCCAAAUAAACUGGAAGGGCAAGGCGAGGACGGGUGGGAUUUAUUACUAGAUAAGGGGACGUAUGAUGCGAUUGCGCUAGGAGAGAAGGAUGAGAGCGGGAAGUCGCCGGUAGAGGGUUAUCCAGUCCGAGCGGCUAGCUUGUUGAAGAAAGGCGGAUAUUUCUUGAUCACUUCCUGCAACUUCACAGAAGCAGAGUUAAAAGAGAGGUUCAUUACACCCGAGACAGGCUUGAUAUAUCACUCACGGAUUGCUUAUCCCACUUUCUCCUUCGGAGGCAAGAGUGGCAAUGUAUAUUCCAGUGUCGCAUUCACAAAAUCAUGAUGCCAAAGCUCAUUCUGCAGUACCUCGAUGAUUGCGACAAUGUCGAGAGCCCGUUGGUCUGCGUGUGCUCCGGAUUUUGAGACGGCGUAAU